Molecule: messenger RNA, 6027 nt
Organism: Frieseomelitta varia
Lineage: Eukaryota; Metazoa; Arthropoda; Insecta; Hymenoptera; Apidae
Product: cilia- and flagella-associated protein 43-like
Exons: 15
Coding region: 450-5282 (1610 amino acids)
Biological process (GO): cilium assembly
Cellular component (GO): axoneme
Molecular function (GO): protein binding
Source: RefSeq, a predicted model, not a curated record
UGCCCGGUUUCGUCCCCGAAACGACGAAUUUUCGAGCGAAGGGAGUGAAUGGAGAUCGGCGAAGAAAGACGUUGAAACGAAUUGUCAUGCGUUUGGCUACGUUUCGAUAACGGUGUCUCUCAAUUCGUUGAACCACCUACGACCGUGGCGAUCCACUGACACACUUGUGCCAUUGGCCCGCAUAGUGUUCAUAUAUCUAUGAAAAUCGGUCACAUUCCGACGCGUUCCAACUCGCGGAAAGGGAAAUUCGCUGAAAAGAUCGACAAUGGCAGACUGAAGUUUAGCCCCUAGCGCAAGAGAAACAACAAUUCGUCUACACAUCUACGUGUGAACUUCAGCAACGCUCGAAUUAUCCUCGACAUUAGGUGUUCCUAGGCAACGAAUAUAAACGAACCUUCCACUUCAAUUCCAUUCUCUGAUCUUUGCGUGAUCUUGUUGGUGGUGAAGUCAUGUCGUUUGCUACUGUUCAAACAUCGUGGGCGAAGUUUGGAAAUUCUCGUGAUUUCGCGCUCGUUGGAAGGGACGUAAUCGCGAUGGCUUCCGGCAUUUACGUUCGUUUUUAUGAUUCUGCGAGUGGAGAGACGCAAGUGGAACGAUUCGACGGUGGUGAGAGAGGAGAUGGCGCUUGUUGUCUCGCCGGACUUUCUAUUGCGCCGAUCUUCUCCGUGAUCGAGAGGAAAGCCAAUCCCAGGAUCUCGGUGUUUGCUUAUCCUACAAUACGAAGAGUCAGUCUAUGUGCCGGAAGUCGAGAAUCGAAUGGCUACGUGUGUUGCGCGUUCGCUGGCACCGAGUACCUGCUCGGUCAGGCAACUUUCCCAGAUUUUUCCUUGAUAGUAUGGCAAUGGAGAACUGGCGAACGAUUGACGAAAAUGAAGGAGACGGACACGACGACGUUCGACGUCGAUCGUACGAGACUCACAUGCUCGACCGACUCGUCCUACAUGGUAGCACGAUUCAUGCCAUCCACUGGUAGACUCUCAGUGUAUCGCGUGUUAACCUGCUCGAAAACCGUUCGACUUUUCCCAGUCAAAACAAGCAUCGAGUUUACUGCAGUCUCCUGUUCGUGGUCCACGGAUGGUGCUCUCCUUUGUUGCGACGAAACCGGCACUGUUCGGUCCGUUCGUUUUGAAGACGAGCAAUUGAAUAAUCGGAUACGAACGAUUCUUGGAUCUCCUGGCAGGAAUUCUGACGAUUCUUCUGAAGUGGUUCGUUCGCGAAAUAAUCCCGUGUUGGUGGGCCACGCUGAUGGAACGUUGGUCGUCGAUCGUGCGAUCACAGGCAGUUGCGACAUUCGAGCAACGUUUUACAGGAAACCUUGGAAAGAUCAGGAGGACGAGUGGCGUUCAGCUUGGAGCAUGUUACUACCAUCAUAUCCGAGAUACGCAGAAAGCAAUUCCAGCCAAGACAGAAUCUUGAUUCUCGGAGAGAACGGUGAUCUUUUCCAAAUGAUCGAUGUGUCGCGCGAUCGUCCGCCCCGCCUCGAGUUUCUACUGCGUGGCGACGCGAAUUACGCGAACAUCGCUCCGUUACACGGAUCAUAUCUGGCAGCUGUAGAUCGGACCGAUCGUCUGACAAUUGUGGACGCUGCAACCGGUAAAUUUGUCUCUCCGGCGAUACAUUUGACGCAUCAUGGCAAAGUUGCCGAUCUCGCCUCGCAUCCCGUGUUACCGAUUCUGGCAAGCUGCAGCAUCGCGGGGAAUUGUCUGUUCGUCAAAUUGUCCCCUACCUCACCACCUCGUCCGAGAAUAACACGUUGCAUUCACCUUCAACGAGAAGCUCUGGAUCGAGUCAAAUUUUCCAACAUGGGUAACCUAUUGGGUGCCGCCUCGUCUCAAAUCGGUCGACUGUUUCUUUUGUCGGUGAGCAUCGCCGAGCCUAAAGAACGAGAUGAUCACGCGAGGUUAUACAAAAUGACAAGUGAGAGAGUUGCGGCCUGGCUGAAUUUUGAACGGAAGAUGAUCGAUUUUUUGAUCUACGAAGUGGACCGAGAUCGAGCUAAGGUGCUGCUUCUUAUUGAAAAUGCCGACUCGAACGACUCUCCAGCUGGAAACGAGAUCGUCGUGUACUCGUGUCGAUUGUUUCACCGAGAUAACUGCGCGAACGACGCAGAUUGCUCGAUAAAGCUUUUGUCUUCCUUCGAGCGUCUUCACCACGGAAGGGAAUCGAGCUACGAUAUAAUUGGCGUUCCGUAUCUCACGAAGCAGCUGCAUCGAAUAGAGUUGAAAGAAGAUUUCCAAGACGCUCUACUCUCCGAUGUUCUGCCGUCUCUACACCAAACCAGGUGUGUCUCCAUCACCGUGCAUCACAAAAAAUCAUCAUCGCCGAGCCUGAUCACCUGCGGAUUCGACGGACUAAUCGUCUGGAGAGAUUGCGCUCAACUGCAACGAGUAUUCGCUCUGUUCGUCGCGCAUCAUCGCGCAGAAGCUGGCGGUCGAUGUGCAAUCCUUGUCAACGACACGAUCGUUUCCCUGGGUAGAAACGGCGAUUUGGUCGCCAAUAGGCUGCCAUACGCACGGUUAGCGAGUUUGCUCUCUUCCUCUCGUUUCUUCUGCUCGUCGUUGAUUAAUUUUUACUUGUCUACUAGUACGGUCAGAUCGGAACAGGAAAAUCGAGGUUCGAGGUCGACCGGGUUCUUUCGUUGGAUCACGCUCAGCCGUUUGGAAACGAGAAAACGAUCGGAGGAGAACGAGGAGAACGAGAAAGAGAAGGAGAACGAAGAGACGGAGACUUGGAUGGACGCGAUGCUUCGCCAGCGGUUGAUGGCCGAGGAGAAACAAGCUCUGGAAACGCGUCACUCUCUUCUUAACGACUGGAACGAGUUGAAAUGUAAGGUAAAGACAUUGUUGGAUGCAAACGAGACAGCGCCGCCAAACGCCCGACUUCCGAUUUCUGCGUUCGAUCUCGACCAGCGAGGCAGAGAGUUCGCAUUGGCAGCGGCCAGGUCGAAGGAGAACCAAUUGACGAAGAACGCCGAGGAACGAAUCGCGAGUUUAAAUUGUUCGAAGCAUUAUUUGCGCGAACGAUUUCUAGAUCCUCUGGUCGUCCGACCGAGAAGCAUCUGUUCCUUGUUCGGUCGAUCGAAGGUCACCAAUUAUCCUCUCGUUGAAUUGACACCUGGAGAGACGCAUCUUCCGUCGUGGUGUCGAUUCUCGAUGAAAAUGAGAGAACUGGUAUCCAGAUUGGAAGACGAGAACGAAGAAAAAUCGCAAACGAUCGACGUGAAGAAUCCAUGGCCCAGUUGCCAUGGUUUUGUAGACGUUCUCGAAAUGUGCGUUAACGCGGAUCACCAAGAGCGCCAGUUGAAGAUCAAAUUCAAUGAACUGUUCGAGAAGACGCGAUCAACGAAGGAGAAGGAGAUGAGGGCAGCGAAUGAACGCGCCAAAGAAAUGCGACGUCUUGUUCUCGAAUUGAAGCGCUUGUUUCACGUGGACGCGAGUUCCAGACUCUUCGAACCUCCGAAUUGGCAUCAGACAGAGAUAAUCGAGGAUGAGCUUGAACGAAUCGUGAACUCGCUUGGUGAUACACGGUCAGAAGAACUCGCGAAAACCAACGACUGCGAGGAGAAUUUAAUGGAUGACGACAUAGAGAUAGAAACGAGUGAUAACGAUUUUCGUCGAGAAAUGCUCGAAAGGAUGAUGGACGGUGUACUGGAAGUUAGAUUGGAGCAUAGCGCGAAGAUGAACAUUCCAAAACCCGACUGUCUCUCCCGGAAAGAUCCGGCCAGCUACACUGACGAAGAUAUUCGAGCGAUCGAGUCGUACGAGAAGAAGAUUCGCGCUCAAGAAGCCGAUCGGCAGAAAUACAAGUCGAUGCUGGAGGCUGAGAUCGAAAGGAUCAGUGGAGAAUUCUCGAGCAGCGUGAAAGACUUCGACGACCAGUUGAACGAAUUGUCCGGGGAAAAGAUAAAUGUCGAGCGAUCGAUACUUUCACAGAGAUUGUCCAAGGUACAGGCGAUCCUGCAGCAUCGAAAAAUCGUUCGAAAGCGGCGGGAGAUACGACGCGUUAUCGAGUCGGUGCUUGUGCCCGCGACGAAGGAGGCGCGCAACCUCGCCGAGGAACGCGACUCGUUCGAGAUGGGUGUCGCGGAAUUGAGGGUCAGCUACGAGAACGCGUGUAAACGAGACAAGCAGCUCGAGAUGAAAUUUCGGACGGAGUUCACCGAGGUGAAGCCAUCGAUCUUGGAGAAAUUGUUACGACAUUAUCGUAAAAGACCGAAGUUAUUGACUGCGCACGGUUCCGUCGCGUUACUCGCCGAACUCGCUGCUUGUGUCGUUGAACAACGUCACUCUGACAUUUUGCCUAGAGAGUGUUCCAACUAUUUGCGAACACUGGACGAGUUGGAUGUGAUGCCGGAAGCGUUGACGAGUCGAUUAGAACGGAAUUAUUGGCGUCUUCUCUGUAAUCUUAGGAGGCUCAAGGUGGAAGCGGAAAUAAAGGUCAAAAGCUGCGCGAUCGAGCUCGCGGAAGCGGAACAGAGUCUGGCGUUCCUGCGAAACGCGUGCUCCAUUGGCCGUGAGAAGGUCGAUCGAUGCAAGCAGACCAUUGAACGUUUGGAAAAAUCCUUCGCGAAUCUGACGCAGGAUCGCGAGGUCGCGUUGCUUCUGAAAAUGAAUCAAAUCUGCGUGCAAGCCAAAGGUGAUCCGCGCACCGAUUGGAAGGAUGCGGUUCUGACACCGCAGGAAGAACUGCAGCGAGCAAAUCAGGCGAUCACGAAGGCUGAACGACAAAGAUCGCUCGCUCUACGACGAGUGAUCGAUAUAAAGGAAAUCGUGUCGUUCGAGGAGUGGCGUCACGCCCGCGAGAAGAAGAGAAUGGAAAAUUUGCAGGAGUACGCGAGAGAUCUUGAUUUGAUCAAGGUGAGCAGAAUCGUGCGUGAAUGUUGCCAGCGUUCGACUCGUGAAGCAUCGUCGAAAGAAGAGGAAGACAUCAGUAUCCAGAACAUACUGCAAGUUCAACGUACGUGGUGUCUCGACGUUAUGAAACGAAAGAGGAGCGAUUUGAAACGGAUCGAGAAAGAAAUUCGAACCUGGCGACGAAGAAACGUCGAGUCGACAGACAGGACCGAUCGAUCGUUAAUCGAGAGGGAGAAUUUAAUUAUCGCGUCGCGAGAUCCCUUACGUUUGCGAGUCGCAGCUUUUCGAAGGUGCAGACUGCGAGCGAUAAGGCGAAAGGCGCGUUUGGCGCGAGAGAUUCGAGACAAUUCCGAACAAUUGUCUAUUCUCGAGACUCGUUUGGAGAUUUCCAAGUUGCGAACUUAUCCGACAUUGAAAUUCAAAUUUUAAUUACACUGUCGCCUUCCGUCAUGACGUUCUAUUUAACAUUUUGAAAUCGAAGAAUGCUGAAGUUCCAUUAUUUCUAUCAUCUUUGUUUCUCUUCGUUCAACUGAAAACAUUCAGUUGUUAUUUUAUAACAAUCUGUAUAAUUAUUGUGUACGUGUAAUAUGUGAUUGCGACACUACGAACAUUUUUCUCGUAACUUUUUGAAGAAAGUGACAGAGGAAACAAUUUUAAUGUCUUUUUUUUUUCUUUAAAUCAAUACGAUGGUCUCGUUACUCUAAUUUUUUAUAUUUGUAACGUCGUGGCCUUCAAUUGAUAUAUUUUUUUGAUCCGUCGAUCAUGGACAUGACGUGACAAUCACUUUCAUUUUUUGAACAGCGUAAAAAAUUGAAGUACCCCGUCAUAAAAGAAAAAAUUAAAAGUUUUUCCUCUUCCAAUUUUUUCACAAUUUACUAUUAAAAAAAAAAAUUAUGAUUCGCAAUAACCGUGAACACGCUAUAUAUUAAUGUACUAAUUCAGACAAGACAGUGACAAAUUAGCUGUCACGGCAACAUACCUAAAAAUAAGUAAUCUAAACUUAGAGCUGGAAUUGUAAACUAGCAGAGUUAUCUGAGAAACACUUAGAUAAAUAAAUCAAAUUAUCAUAAUUGAAUAAAUUAGAUCAAUAAAUAUAUCAAACUGUUUUCAAAUUUCUACAAAACACGAAACUUCAACUAUUACACUUUUUUCAUCAGAUAGUAAAGAGUGUUAC